AUGGGUUAUGUUAAUGAUAGAAUGCCUUUAAUAGGAUUUGGAACUUUUCAAAUAAAAUCUUCAGAUAUUUAUCAAUGUCUUGAUGUAGCUUUACAAACUGGUUAUCGUUUUAUAGAUACUGCUCAAUGUUAUGGUAAUGAAAAAGCUAUUGGAGAUGCAUUAAAAAUUUUAUUACAAAAAUAUAACUUAAAAAGAAGUGAUAUAUUUAUUACAACAAAAGUUGCUCCAAAAUUUCAAGGAAAAGACAAAUGUCGGAAGUCGAUUUUAAAAUCUCUUGAAAAAUUACAAACAGAUUAUAUAGAUUUAGUUUUAAUACAUUGGCCAGGAACUGCAAAUCUCUCUUCAGAUAGUAUUAAAAAUUCUAAAAACAGAAAAGAAUCAUGGCAAGAAUUAGAAGAAUUUUACAGACAAAAUGUAGUACGGUCUAUUGGAGUAUCCAACUACAAUAUUGUUCACUUAGAAGAAUUGUUAUCUUAUUGUAAAGUUAAACCAGAAGUUAAUCAAUGUGAAUAUCAUCCAUAUUUUUAUACAUAUGAUUUAGUUUCUUAUUGUAAAGAAAAAGAAAUUCAUUUUCAAGCUUACAGUAGUUUUGGAAGUGCCUCAAAUAAAAAUAUUUUGAUGGAAGAUGAACAAAUUAAAAAUUUUGCUAAAUUAAAAAAUAAAACUACUAGCCAAGUUCUUUUAGCAUGGUCUUUAUCACAGGGAAUCAGUGUUCUUCCAAGAAGUAAAUGUCCUAGUCAUAUCAUUGAAAAUUUUGAAAGUAUUAAUUUAAAAUUGACAGAUUCUGAGAUAAAAUCACUAGUUAAAGAAAAACAACAAAAAUUUUGUUGGGAUCCAUCUAAAAUUAAGUUAAUGUUACGAUUGAUAGCUAAAAAUAUAAACAAAGUUUAUUGUAAAAGAUAUUACUCAGAAACUAUAAAGGAAAAAAGUAAAAAAGAAAUUAGUAAAGGCAAAAGAUUUAUAUACUCAAUAAGUGCAACUAGUGUAUUUUUACUAACACAUGGAGCCUUAUAUCUACGUAGAAGAUUUGAGAACCAAAAAACUGAUUCUUUAGUGGAUACAAUACCAUUUGAUGAUUUUCUUCAUAAUUACUUAUUGAAAGGCAAAGUUUCUUCAAUUGUCUAUCAAGUACCAUUUUCGGUGGCAGAUGUUUAUCUUGAAGAAAAACUUCAGAAUACAAAAUUGUCUGAAAAAGAUAAAUUUAAAUCAGAUUUGGCACUUCGAUUUAUAAAUAAGAAACAAGAAUAUAUUGUUAGAACUCCUGAUAUAAGAGUUAAAUUUGAAGAAGAUUCAAAAGCUUUCAAAGAAAUAAUAAAUGAUGUCAAUGAAAAUAUGAAAAAAAUAAAUGAAGAUUCUUAUAAAGAAAUAAAUUUGUCUAUUAAUGAUUAUCCAUCAAAAGGAGAAUUUUUUAUUAUUUUUGCUACAUCAACAGCACUCCUUGCUUCUAUAUUAUUAGUUUAA
Molecule: messenger RNA, 1461 nt
Organism: Strongyloides ratti
Lineage: Eukaryota; Metazoa; Nematoda; Chromadorea; Rhabditida; Strongyloididae
Product: Aldo/keto reductase subgroup family and NADP-dependent oxidoreductase domain-containing protein
Exons: 4
Coding region: 1-1461 (486 amino acids)
Molecular function (GO): oxidoreductase activity
Source: RefSeq, a predicted model, not a curated record